Messenger RNA from Lontra canadensis (Northern American river otter), 424 nucleotides. RefSeq names its product 60S ribosomal protein L39-like. Gene Ontology annotation, molecular function: structural constituent of ribosome. Bases 216 to 371 code for a protein of 51 amino acids. Gene Ontology annotation, cellular component: ribosome; cytosolic large ribosomal subunit. Gene Ontology annotation, biological process: translation. Lineage: Eukaryota; Metazoa; Chordata; Mammalia; Carnivora; Mustelidae. The record is from RefSeq and is a predicted model, not a curated record. The transcript has 3 exons.
GCUGAGAUCAAGAGUUGGAUGCUCAACUGACUGAGCUACCCAGGUCAUUGUGUCCAAGGUCCAGGCUCCGCAGGUGUGUGUUGUUCAGAAUAGCAGAAGCCAGAUCCAGACAACACGUACUAGUAAGAACACAGCCCAACAAUCUGCAAGAAAUACAAAAGAGCUUUUCCCUCCUUUUUGCUACCAUCCUGGUGUGUGGUUGACUGUUCCUCGCCAUGUCUUCUCACAAGACGUUCAGAAUCAAGCGAUUCCUGGCCAAGAAACAAAAGCAGAAUCGUCCCAUUCCCCAGUGGAUUCAGAUGAAAACUGGUAAUAAAAUCAGGUACAACUCCAAGAGGCGUCAUUGGAGAAGAACCAAGCUGGGUCUGUAAGGCAUCACACUUCAUGAGAUGGCACAUGUAUUGAAGCUGCAUGAAGCUCACAU